Molecule: messenger RNA, 5304 nt
Organism: Eufriesea mexicana
Lineage: Eukaryota; Metazoa; Arthropoda; Insecta; Hymenoptera; Apidae
Product: collagen alpha-1(I) chain
Molecular function (GO): extracellular matrix structural constituent
Source: RefSeq, a predicted model, not a curated record
AUGAGAUCAAAAAAAAAGAAUAUCGUGGAUUUGGUGGAUGGUACCGGAAUGCAACAGGAACCCGUUGGAGUGACAGUAACUGAAAACCGUUGCCACAGAAAUGACACGGUCGCAUAUGACAUCGCUGAAAGCGCGCUAUUGACGAUCAAUACGAAUACUCUGUUCCCCACUGGCAUACCUCGCGAUUUUUCCAUUUUAGUCGUUGCCAGACCAAAGAUCGGAUACCCGGUUGCCACGUUAUUUGCCAUCUACAGCGAUAGUGGUGAGGAACAGUUGGUGCUAUCAUUGGGCAAUGAUGUCACUCUUUACUACAGUACAACACCAAAUGACGGAGACAAAGCAAUUUCAUUUGGGAUUGAUAUUUCUGACGGCAAAUGGCAUCGAUUAGGAAUCAGCAUUAAAGGCGACACCGCCACGCUCAUUCUCGAUUGUACUCAGCAAAUUUCCAAAGAAUUGCGUAGAAAUCUUGACGAGCCGAUCAGUGUCAGUGGUAUCAUACUCAUCGGUCAACAGAUCGUCGAUGGCAAUGUGUACUUGGGCGGUUUGGAAAUGCUGAAGAUUGCUCCCAUUCCGGACGCAGCCUACGAAAUUUGUACAGUUUUCGCACCAGAUUGUAGGAAUCAUACGAGACAUAGAUUUGGACAAAAUGGUCAUUCGAAUACGCAAAAUUAUGGUUCCGUGGUACAUACAACAUCGUCUACUUAUCCUGGGGGUAUAACAGGUAUCGAUGUCGGCCAGAUAGUCCAAAGUUCCAACUAUGCGGGUGAAGCUCUUUCGACUGGUAGAUCGUAUUAUGAAACGAAUUAUAACAGUCUAAAUUCGUCUCGAAGUUAUGGUAGGACACCUACGAUAUCUGGGUUAAAUUCUUCGUAUAACGAACAAGAUGAAAAUCUGGUGACAGAAACAGAGGAGGAUUAUGAGGAUGGAAGUGAAGAAGGGAACGAGGAUGUAUCGGUCGAAGACAACAAUGACUAUAAUUUAUCUUACAGACCCGUGAAUACAACAUAUGCAUCGAGACCAACCGUGGAAACGUUUCUUUAUAAUCACAGUGCCGUUUUCAAUACUAUCGGCUCAACUAUAAUAGAUCGCUAUCAAACGACAACUUCAGAGAUGCCUGAAACUACUGACAGUUUAGCUGGUGAUGUUCAAGGGGGUUUGAGAUAUUUAGAGUCUUCAGGAGGAUCGUAUUACAGUCCUACUUAUUAUAAUAACAGAGGUCCACCUGGGCCGCGGGGAUUUCCGGGACCUCCAGGCGCACCUGGGCCACCCGGUAAAAAAGGAGAACCUGGAAGAGAUGGGUUAGGAGGUUUGCAAGGCUCGCCUGGUCCGCCGGGAAAUGUGUUCAUAAUACCAGCACUGAAUCAACAAGGAAACGAGAAAGGACCUGAUACUCAGGCAGAAGCUCUGAGGCAAAUGCUCUCGCAGCAUAUGAUGUCUAUGAGAGGUGCCGAAGGUCCUAUGGUUCCUGGACCCGAAGGACCUCCUGGAAUUCAAGGUCAAAAGGGAGAACCUGGAGAAGUUGGUGAACCAGGACCUCGUGGUGAAAGAGGUAUUCCGGGAAACACUGGUAGGGAAGGUAGACGAGGUCGGCCUGGAAGAGAUGGAGAACGAGGUUUGAGUGGUCCACCAGGCAUGAAAGGAGAACAAGGUGUACCUGGAUUGCCUGGAUUACCAGGAGAUAAAGGCGAAAGAGGGUUACAGGGUGCCACUGGUGAACAGGGUUUACCAGGUCAUGAAGGCAUGCAGGGUGACGACGGUCCUCCAGGCUUACCCGGUUUGCCUGGCGAAAUGGGACCUAGAGGAUUUAUAGGACCACGAGGUUUCCCGGGAUUACCAGGAAAUCCUGGUAUUCCUGGAAGCGAAGGUCCACCUGGAGCAAAGGGUAAUACUGGUCCACCGGGACCUUCAGGUUCACCAGGAAAUCCGGGUCCAAUUGGGCCAGUAGGUCCACCAGGACCUCAAGGUCUUUUGGGACCAACUGGUUUAGUGGGACCACAAGGAAAGCCAGGGAUCCCAGGGUUAUCGGGUGCAGAUGGAUCGCCUGGUCAUCCUGGAAAUCCAGGAGUUCCUGGAAUGAAAGGCGAACAAGGGCUGCAGGGUCCACAAGGUCCAAUAGGUUUUCCGGGAGUGCGUGGUGUGAAAGGCGACGAAGGCAAGCGUGGAUUACCUGGUGAACGCGGCGAAAAGGGAGACAGAGGUUCAGAAGGAGAAAAAGGUGAUCUUGGAUCAAAGGGAGAGCCUGGAUUACCAGGUCCGCAAGGAAUUCCUGGAUUGGAAGGUUUAGAAGGGCCAAAAGGUUUUGAAGGACCGCGUGGUGAAAGUGGAUUAGUUGGUUCGCCUGGUGAGAAAGGUAAAACUGGACCGCCAGGAUUUGUUGGAUAUCCAGGAAAUCUCGGCGAGAAAGGCGAUAAAGGUCAGCCAGGGAGAGAAGGUCACAGUGGAGAUAAAGGAGAAAGGGGAAAUAAUGGCGCACCAGGGGAACGCGGUGAACCAGGACCAAGGGGAUUUAGAGGUGCUCGUGGAAGAAGAGGUGCCGAAGGAUUACCAGGACCUAAGGGUGACACUGGACAACCAGGUCCUCCGGGAGUACAAGGAGAACCCGGUCCGCCAGGGGUUGAAGGACCCCGUGGAUUUGUGGGAUCUCCUGGUCAAGCUGGUCUUAAUGGAAAAGAUGGGAUUCCUGGACCUCCCGGAGAACGUGGGCCAGUGGGUGAUUCUGGACCACCAGGUCCUCCAGGCGCGCCAGGUGUUAUUGGUCCACAAGGUCCAGCUGGUGAACCUGGACAACCAGGAGAACCUGGAAGCCCAGGAAGUCCAGGAGCUCCUGGUGAAUCGGGCUCCCCUGGAGAUCAAGGCAAAGAAGGGCCACCAGGGCCAUCUGGUCUUCCAGGAAAAGAGGGUCCACCAGGUCCCGGCGGUUUACCAGGAUUUCCUGGCGAACGAGGACUAAGUGGUUUACCGGGAAUGCCAGGUGUAAAAGGUGAAAUAGGACCACCCGGAGUUCAAGGUCCGUCAGGUGAUAAAGGGGCUCAAGGAGAACCUGGAAAAGACGGUGAAAGUGGACCUCAAGGAAAUCAAGGACCAAAAGGUCCGCCUGGACCAGCUGGUUUGAAAGGCGAUAGGGGUGAGCCUGGACCAUUAGGCCCUGUUGGACGAGAUGGGUUGCCAGGGCAACGUGGUCUGCCAGGUUCUCCCGGUCCUGUUGGAGUUCCAGGAGAAGAUGGCGAUAAAGGAGAUAUUGGACAACCUGGUGAAAAAGGAUUCAAAGGAUCUCAAGGAGAACAGGGUCCACCUGGACCACCUGGAACACAAGGACUUCGAGGUGAACCAGGUGCUAUUGGUUUACCAGGUGAAAAGGGACCACCUGGAGAAAUCGGAAGACAAGGAUCAAAAGGCGAGGAUGGCCCCGUUGGAAUAUCAGGUCCUCCUGGUCCUGUAGGACCACAGGGAUUGCCUGGUCCACCAGGAUUAAAAGGCGAAGUCGGGGAUAGUGGCGUAAUUGGUCCUGUAGGACCAGCGGGAAGUCCAGGCGAGCAAGGACCAAGAGGUCCAAAGGGAUCCGAAGGUUUGCAAGGUCCUCCAGGACCAGAAGGUCGUCAAGGAGUAAAAGGAGAAGCCGGAGCAACAGGACUUCCAGGUUCUACAGGCCUUGAAGGGAAACCGGGUGAAAGAGGUCCUCCAGGUGCAAAAGGAGAGGAAGGGAAAAGUGGUCCUCCAGGUCCACCCGGUGGCCGUGGUAUAAAUGGUCCAGAAGGACCAAAAGGUAAUGCUGGGCCUCCUGGUUUCCCCGGACCUCCUGGAGAGCCUGGUUUGGUCGGUAUGAAGGGAGAGCCUGGGAAGGACGGUGAAGAUGGUAAACUCGGAGAUCCUGGGUCACCGGGAGAAAUUGGUCCUCCAGGGAAAGAAGGAUUACCUGGUCCACCUGGAAAACAAGGUUCUGAGGGUCCAGCAGGAGUACAAGGAAGUCCAGGUUCUCCAGGGGAGAAAGGAGACAUUGGUCCACCUGGAGCACAGGGUCCUCCAGGUUCUACAGGAUCACAGGGUUUUCCGGGACCACCUGGUUUGCCAGGUGUAAGAGGGCUUCCAGGUUUAGCUGGAGAAAAUGGUCCACCGGGGAUGUCAGGAGCCGUUGGCACUUCGGGCAAAGUUGGACCAGUUGGACCAAAGGGUCCAAAGGGAGACAGGGGUAAACGAGGACUGAAAGGACAUCGAGGUGAACUGGGACACGUCGGAAUUAAAGGAGAACAAGGCGAAAAGGGGGAACAAGGACCACGAGGUGCUCCAGGAUCAGAAGGAGUCAAAGGAAACCAGGGUCCACCAGGUUUAAUGGGGUUCAAAGGAAAUGAAGGUCCACCUGGACUUCCUGGAUUGGAAGGACCACUAGGACCGAAAGGCAAUAUUGGAAAUGAUGGAGCUAAAGGCGAAGUCGGUCCUCCUGGACCACCGGGUCCACCUGGACCACCUGCAGAGCAACCAAUGAUUCCACCAGAGUUGCUGUUUACGAGAGAGCAAAUUCUGCGAAAGAGACGCGACGUUUUGACAAAUACAACCGGCGAAGACGAGAAAGAAAGGAAGUCAGAAAGCUUGGACAAAGAUGGUCACACCGAAGAGGAGCUUGGACCGAAAUUCUUGGAUAUGUACAGUUCUAUAUAUGCUAUGAGACAAGAAUUGGAUCGAAUACGUAAACCAAUUGGAAGUAGAGAAAAUCCUGUAAGGACUUGUAAGGAUCUAUUUUACGGUCAUCCACAUUUUCACGAUGGUUGGUACUGGAUUGAUCCGAAUUUAGGAAUGGCUGACGACGCUGUGUACGUUUAUUGCAAUCUAACGAAUAUGGGUGAAACUUGCGUAUACCCUGACAUCCAUACAAGUCAAAUGCCAAAUAUACCAUGGAGGAAGGAAAAUAACAAGACAGAUUGGUACUCGAAUCUGCGUGGUGGAUUUAAAAUUACAUACGAGGCCAUGGGCGUAGUGCAAUUAAAUUUUCUGCGAUUACUGAGUCAAGAAGCCUAUCAGAAUUUUACUUAUACCUGCAUAAACAGCGCGGCGUGGUACAAUGCUACAAGCUUUAAUCACAAUUCCUCCCUACGUCUUCUUGGUGCGAACGAGGACGAAUUUUCGUAUACCGGUAUCAAACCACAAGUCGUUAUAGACAAAUGUAAAACACGCAAGAGUAAAGGCGAAACGGUGUUCCUGAUUCACAGUAAAAAGUUGCAACAAUUACCAUUGGUAGAUUUUUAUCCAGUUGAUUAUGGAUUGCCGCAUCAGGCGUUUGGUUUCACCAUUGGACCAAUUUGCUUCAAAUAA